CCGCAGCGCUGGUGUGUGGGGUCUCACUCUCACCGAUGCUUCCGAACUCGAGAGCCCGCCACCGGCGCGACCCGAGCAAGCUCCUCUACAAGCCGCGCCCGCCGCCGGAGCCGCACCCGUUCCUGCUCCACCUCAAGUCGCUCCCUUCCCCGGUCGCCGCGGCGGCCGCGCUCCUCUCGGCGCCGCGCCGCCUCCACGACCACCCCUUCGCCUCCUGCGUGCUCUACCGCCUGGCCCGCGCGCGCCUCUUCCCGCUCCUCCUCCCGCUCCUCUCCGCGCUCCGCGCCCGCCGCGCCCCGCUCCGCGCCACCGUCUUCGCGGGGCUCAUCGACCGCCUCGGCGCCGCCUCCCGCCCCGACGCGGCCCUCCUCGUCUUCUUCCGCGCCGUGCCCGCCUUCUGCCCCCACUCCAACGCCACCUUCCACGCGCUGGUCCACUGCCUCGUCUGCAACGGCCGCGUGGACGCCGCCCGGAACAUGCUCCCCCGGGCCGCCAAGCUCGGCGUCCGCCCCAACGCCGUCUCCUACAACAUCAUCCUCAAGGGGCUGUCCGGCCGGGACGGGUCCGCGGGCGCCCGCGUGGUGCUCGACGAAAUGCUCGGCCGCGGCGUCCGGCCCACGGUGGUCACCUUCAACACGCUGGUGGGGGCGGCGUGCCAGGAAGGGGACGUGGGCGCGGCGGAGCGGCUCAAGGAAGAGAUGGUGCGCCGGGGCGUCUCGCCGAACGCCGUGACAUACUCCCUCCUGAUGCGGGGCCUGUGCGACGCCGGUCGGCAGGACGACGCCAAGAAACUGAUGUUCGACAUGGAGUACCAGGGCUGCCAGACCGAGGCGGUGAACUACGGCGUGCUGAUGAGCGCCUACGCGAGGCAGGGCGACGUCGACGCCAUCAGGGAGCUGCUCUCCGACAUGCGCAAGCGCAAGCUCGGGCCCGACGACGCGGGCUACAACGUCCUGAUCAAGUGCCUGUGUGACAGCGGCAGGGCGGAGGAGGCGCACAAGGCGCUCGUCGAGAUGCAGCUCAAAGACGGCACGGCACCAAGCGCGGCGACGUACCGCGUCCUGGCCGACGGGUGCUGCAGAGCCGGCGAUUUCGGGUUGGGGCUACGGGUUUUCAACGCCAUGCUGUCCAGCGGGCAUCGCCCCCUAGGUCACACCUUCAAGCACCUGGCGAAAGGGCUCGGCGAGGAUGGCAAGGCGGAGGAAGCCUGCUUCGUCUUGGAGAAGAUGGCGGAGAGUGGGGUGUGGAUGGAUGCAGAAGGGUGGCGGUCUCUUGCUACAUGCGUCUGCAGCAGCAGUGCAGGUGAGGUGAAGCUCGUCGAUGAGCUAGCGUUGUCAUCUUGACAUUUCCAGUCCAUGCGAGGCUUUGACAGCCUUCAGCUGUGGCAUUUCCAUUUGUCUAUUCUCUUUAUCUUGCUUCAGUUCCAGAAGCAUUUAGUUGUGCAACGCAAAAUGUAUAAUGCUCCUGGGUAUAGUGACAGAUAAAAGAUGCGAGUCUUACUGCUGAAAGUGAUAGCUCACUCAGCUUCUGCACUGAAGUUCGUUAGUUUAUUUGAAGCUUGAAA
Molecule: messenger RNA, 1564 nt
Organism: Aegilops tauschii subsp. strangulata
Lineage: Eukaryota; Viridiplantae; Streptophyta; Magnoliopsida; Poales; Poaceae
Molecular function (GO): protein binding
Source: RefSeq, a predicted model, not a curated record